Molecule: messenger RNA, 927 nt
Organism: Durio zibethinus
Lineage: Eukaryota; Viridiplantae; Streptophyta; Magnoliopsida; Malvales; Malvaceae
Source: RefSeq, a predicted model, not a curated record
CUACAUUUUUUGUCAUUUUCACUCAAUCUGUCGUUGUCUUGUACAUACCAAUGGCGGAUCAAAGCUCAAACCCAUCAAUCAUGGUGCCGAAACAACCACACCCACUUCACCAAAUUGCAGAAACACCAACCCACAGGUUGCUUUUGAAACAAUGGCUGAAAGAAGAAGAACUAAUUUUCAACAGAAUAUCCCUCAAGGAGACUCAAAUCGAUUCCGUCCGUAAAGAAAUCACGCAGCUUUACAUGUUCUUCUUCCUCUUCCAUUCCAUUUCUCUUCUCCUCCUCUUCAACUCUUCUUCAAAGGACCCUCCAACUGGUGCCUGCCACAGGUCUUGGAUCCCAUCUUUGUGUUCUUUACUAUGUUCAAUGGGGAUUAUUUGGGCUGUUAGGUAUAAAACUGAUGUGGAAGGGCACUUGGAAAAGCUGUUGGAGAGGGAAAAAGAGGAUGGAAAGUUGUUGGCCAAGUGUGUGGAGGAGUUGAAGAAGAAAGGUGUGGAGUUUGAUUUGUUGAAAGAGGUUGAUGCACUCAGGAGGGCCAAGAGUUUGAGGGUGGAGGCUAAAGCUGUGAGGAAAUGGUCUGCUAGGGACUUUGUCACAUUAUUUUUCUUCACUGUUUCAUGCCUGGUUCUUGGGUUGACAAGGGUUAUUUUGUGCAGUUAAAGGUUGAGGGGAACAUGUGGGAAUUUUGGCAUUUUGGGUACUGAUUCUUUUCUGGGUUUCUUCUACAUAGUUGGGCAGAAGAUUAAAUCUUAGAUCCUGUCAUAGAAUUGGUUGAAAUUGGUUUCUGGAUUGGAAGUAUUUGCAGAAUACUCUGUUCUGCCUUUUUUUAUUUCAGUUAAAUUUGGGGUAUUUAUAUCUACAAAUUAUGAAAUAAAGUACGAUAUUUCAUAUUUAUUAGUUUUCCCAUUUUCGCAUUAUUUGAUGGCAA